GGCGCUAGUCGCAGCACGCCCGCGCGCCACGUCGGUCGUGUUCUCCGACACGGGUUUUCGGGAAAAGUUCAAUUCUUAUUAGUGAUUGCAACAGUGUUUAUCACAUACAUUGAUGGAUACAUCAAGAACCAACUAAAAAAAUAAAAAAAUAAUAUAUAAAGUAGAAGUAAAAAUAAAAAACAUUUCGUAAUUAAAAACAAUUUUGAAAUAUAAAAAUUAUAACAAAAUUUUUAAAAAGGAAUUAGUUCUAAAAUUUUAAUUAAUUAUCAUAUAUAUAUAAAAAUGUUUCGCUACUGGGUCGGUAUUUUGAGUGCCGUUUAUUUGGCGGGACAAUGUAAUGCAAAUUACUGCCGGGACGCGAACCUGUGCUGUCCCGGGCGGGAUAGCUCGUGCGUGGUACAAAAGGCCCAUCAGAACGCGAUAAUAGAGGACUUGACGGAUAAACCGUGUUAUUGUGACCACGCUUGCUUGAAAUUGGGUGAUUGCUGUCCCGACUUUAGAGAGACUUGUGGAGUCUUAGAUUGCGUGGUGUCGGGAUGGGGCGAGUGGUCAGAUUGCGACACGACAUGCGGGUCCGGCAGCAUGGUGAGGAGCCGAAGGGUCAUGCAAGCGCCUGCUCAUGGUGGUCGUCACUGUCCUUCGCUCGUGCAACGUCGGGCAUGCCAAGCGCACCAUGGCUGUCUACCGGAUAGUGAUAUUCCUUUACGAGAGGAAUCAGCGAUGAUUCUGCCAGGAGGUCUGUCGGUGAGCCGCCAUUCGAAUGAAACUGUCGACAUCAGAAAGAACUUGCGCUUGAGAAACCCCGACGAUCCAGAAUCCAAUUCACAUAGAGAAUAUUGUGUACAGUUUGAAGUAACGAAAGUGUCUAAAGCCUGUCACACCGAUUCCGAUUACAAGCCCUUACGUGAAGGUGGUACAGUUUGCGUGAUGUGUGAAGCAGCAGCUCUCCGACGAGACCUCAACUGGCGAUGUGGUGGUCACGGCGUGAGUGGUCACAGCACGCGUUUCUACGCGCUGGUGGCACCACACUGUCACGGGAAGUGGAUACGUGCCAAGGAAAAUCCAGAUAGAAAGAGCGAUUGCUGUUCUAAUCCUGAUUUUAUUUUCGUAUAAGAUAGUUUGUAUAAUUGUGUAUGAUGUAAUAAUAAGUAUUUGUUAAGGAUUUAUUGCUAAA
Molecule: messenger RNA, 1174 nt
Organism: Vanessa tameamea
Lineage: Eukaryota; Metazoa; Arthropoda; Insecta; Lepidoptera; Nymphalidae
Gene: vex
Product: vexed
Exons: 6
Coding region: 283-1113 (276 amino acids)
Source: RefSeq, a predicted model, not a curated record